Syngnathoides biaculeatus (alligator pipefish) is the source of this 989-nucleotide messenger RNA. RefSeq names its product voltage-dependent calcium channel gamma-2 subunit-like. The transcript has 4 exons. NCBI's taxonomy places the organism in Eukaryota, Metazoa, Chordata, Actinopteri, Syngnathiformes, Syngnathidae. Bases 10 to 969 code for a protein of 319 amino acids. Gene Ontology annotation, biological process: neurotransmitter receptor internalization; regulation of AMPA receptor activity; neurotransmitter receptor transport, postsynaptic endosome to lysosome. Gene Ontology annotation, molecular function: channel regulator activity; voltage-gated calcium channel activity. Gene Ontology annotation, cellular component: AMPA glutamate receptor complex; postsynaptic density membrane; voltage-gated calcium channel complex. The record is from RefSeq and is a predicted model, not a curated record.
UGCGGCAACAUGGGCGUGUUUGACCGCGGGGUUCAGAUGCUGCUGACCACGGUGGGGGCCUUCGCCGCCUUCAGCCUCAUGACCAUCGCCGUGGGCACGGACUACUGGCUGUACUCGCGCGGCGUCUGCAAGAUCAAGAGCAACAACGAGAACGAGACCAGCAAGAAGAACGAAGAGGUGAUGACGCACUCGGGCCUGUGGAGGACCUGCUGCCUGGAAGGUUCCUUCAAAGGCAUGUGCAAACAAAUAGAUCACUUCCCGGAGGACGCCGACUACGAGGCCGACGCUUCAGAAUACUUCCUACGUGCGGUGAGAGCCUCCAGCAUCUUCCCCAUCAUGAGCGUGAUCCUACUAUUCAUGGGGGGGCUCUGCAUCGCCGCCAGCGAGUUCUACAAGUCACGCCACAACAUCAUCCUCAGCGCUGGCAUACUCUUUGUCUCCGCAGGCUUGAGUAACAUCAUCGGCAUCAUCGUGUACAUAUCAGCCAAUGCCGGUGAUCCUUCCAAAAGCGACUCCAAGAAAAACAGCUACUCCUACGGUUGGUCCUUCUACUUCGGAGCGCUCUCCUUUAUCAUGGCCGAGAUGGUGGGCGUGCUGGCCGUGCACAUGUUCAUCGACCGCCACCGGGAAUUGCGCGUGGGUGUGCGGGCCGCCGACUACCUCCAGGGCGCCGCCAUCACGCGCAUCCCCAGCUACCGCUAUCGCUACCGCCGCCGCUCGCGCUCCUCGUCCCGCUCCACCGACCCGUCACACUCACGUGAAGCUUCACCGGUGGGCCUCAAGGCCUUCGGGACGCUGCCCUCCACCGAGCUGUCCAUGUACACGCUGCCCAAGGGCCAGACAGGCACGCCCACGGCCACCUAUAACUCCACGGAGAGGGACCACAACUUCCUGCAGGUCCACAACUGCAUCCAGAAGGACCUAAAAGACUCCAGCAACCCCGCCAACCGGCGUACCACUCCCGUAUGAAACUGACGGACACUUCCAAA